CGAUUCGUGAAUACUUUAUGAAAUUCAUAGCACUAGGACCAGGCGGUCGUCUUUGGAGGUCGGAGAAGCUCCCUCAUCUUGGGUAUAGAGUCCAUUGUAAACAUGGCUGCCGCUGUGCAUCGGAUUCUGUCCUUCAGUAGAAAUGCUAAGGCGCUUGUAUCGCCUUUGAAGACCUCGGCGGUUUCUCUACGGCGCUACAGUUUACAAGCGUCGACCACUGGAGAGCAAAUUACCCACACCGGACAAGUGUAUGAUGAAAAUGAUCCCAGGCGGGCCAGGUUCGUGGGCCGACAGAAAGAGGUGAACAAGAACUUUGCCAUCAAGCUGGUGGCUGAAGAGCCAGUCAGUGGCAUAGAGGCCAGAGUGGUGUCAUGUGAUGGGGGUGGAGGAGCACUGGGCCACCCAAAAGUCUACAUCAACCUGGAUAAAGAAACUAAAGUGGGCACAUGUGGCUACUGUGGACUGCAGUUCAAACAGACCCAUCAUCAUUGAGAUGCAUUCUCAGUCCUCUCUCUCUCUCUCUGUAGUCUGUCAUCCUGGUUAAUAAAUUAUAUCUACUUUUCUCCUCAGUCUGUAUCAGUUUCUAUGAUGUGGUGUAUAUUCUUAUGGAAGCUUCAUCAGUUGGUAAAUGCCUAGUCUUGGCACCCAGACCCAAGUCAAGGCUCCCAUGAGAGACUAGUAAAUGGCACAAUACUCUUUCUAGAUGGCUUGGUUUAAAAUGUGUUGCAUCUAUUUCUCAAGUGUUUGCAAUGAGUUGUGUUUCUGGACCUUGCAGAAAAGAAUAAUCGUUACUUUUCGAUCUUACAGUUCCCUGUCUCACUGCCAGAGGGCAGCAUUGGCUGAUUUGUCAAAAGUGUUCAUGCAAUAGUAAAUGAUUUAGUGAAACAACAAGGUACAGGACAGACAGGGUGUUGUGAUUACUGUAGAAGCUGUGAUGGGGUUAGUUUUGACAAGGCAUUAAAGACUUAUUGUGUACGUGGCAAUAACCCAAUGGCUUAUUAAAUAGUUAUGCUGUGCAAGUGGCA
This is a messenger RNA of Salvelinus sp. IW2-2015, 1025 nucleotides long. RefSeq names its product NADH dehydrogenase [ubiquinone] iron-sulfur protein 6, mitochondrial. The record is from RefSeq and is a predicted model, not a curated record. NCBI's taxonomy places the organism in Eukaryota, Metazoa, Chordata, Actinopteri, Salmoniformes, Salmonidae. Gene Ontology annotation, biological process: mitochondrial electron transport, NADH to ubiquinone.